Fonsecaea erecta is the source of this 1803-nucleotide messenger RNA. RefSeq names its product phosphoglycerate dehydrogenase. The coding region runs from base 1 to 1803 and encodes 600 amino acids. Lineage: Eukaryota; Fungi; Ascomycota; Eurotiomycetes; Chaetothyriales; Herpotrichiellaceae. The record is from RefSeq and is a predicted model, not a curated record. The transcript has 2 exons. Gene Ontology annotation, molecular function: phosphoglycerate dehydrogenase activity; NAD binding. Gene Ontology annotation, biological process: L-serine biosynthetic process.
AUGGCUACCACCAACGGUGAAACGGUCCAGGCCCGAGUCCUCUGUCCGGAGAAACUGUCCCCGGAUGGCCUCGCCCUCCUUCGCAAAACCCUCAUCGUCGACGAGAAGCAAGGUCUAACCCCUGAGCAACUCAUCUCGAUCAUUCCGGAAUACGAUGCACUUCUUGUGCGCUCUGAGACAAAAGUCACGAAUGAUCUCUUAAAAGCAGCCCGAAAAUUGAAGGUAGUCGCCCGAGCGGGUGUCGGUGUCGAUAAUGUCGAUGUACCCGCUGCCACGAGGCUGGGCAUUGUCGUGGUGAAUUCCCCCAGUGGAAAUAUACAGGCAGCCGCGGAACAUACUAUUGCUCUUUUGAUGAGCAUGGCCAGGAAUGUCCCCGACGCUUGUGCGAGCGUCAAGGCCGGGAAAUGGGAGAGAAGCAGGCUUGUCGGCGUGGAGGUCAAGGGGAAGACGUUAGGUGUGGUGGGACUAGGGAAAGUCGGCCUGAUUGUCGCUCGAAUGGCUCGCGGCCUAGGUAUGAAUGUGGUGGCAGCAGAUCCCUAUGCUUCUCCGUCAGUGGCUGCUGCCGCCAACGUCCACCUAGUCGAAUCUCUGUCUGAGCUCCUGCCUGUCGUUGAUUUCCUGACCAUUCACACACCAAUGCUUGCUGCCACACGCGGCAUGCUGUCCACAUCCGAACUCAACUCGAUGAAACGGGGGGCUCGCAUCCUCAACGUGGCCCGUGGGGGCAUCAUCGACGAAGAGGCCCUUCUUGCUGCGUUGGAAUCUGGACAGAUAGCCGGCGCGGCAAUCGAUGUGUUUACUUCGGAACCACCCCACAAAGACCCAAAGUCCUCUGCAGCCAGACUUGUCCAACAUCCCAAGUGUAUCGCAACUCCACAUCUCGGUGCCUCGACGGUUGAAGCACAAGAAAACGUCUCCAUCGACGUCUGUGAACAGGUCCUACAGAUCCUGGGCGGGGAUCUACCCAGAAGCGCCGUCAACGCGCCCAUCAUUCUACCCGCCGAGUACAAGACUCUCCAACCUUUCGUGCGGCUCGUGGAAAAGAUGGGAUCUUUGUACACGCAGCACUUCACCUCCCCGACGCAACCCCUCCAUCAAAGGAACAUGAACACGUUUGACCUGAUCUACGAGGGUGAGAUAGCGAACAUGUCGAGUACGAAACCGCUCUUCGCGGCUCUAAUCAAAGGGCUGACACUGCCCAUUUCCGACGCGGAGGGAUUCAACGUCAACAUCGUCAACGCCGAGAUGGUCGCCAAAGAGAGAGGGAUAUUCGUCAACGAGCAAAAGUCGCGAGAUCCGUCCACGCAGGCGUACUCGAGCUUGGUGACCCUCGUCGCACGGCCCGCCAGCAGAGCUCCGUCCCUGAGUCGACAUUCCAGUGCCCUCGAAGGGCUCUCGAUAUCAUCCAAUACGGUGGCGGGGGACCAGCAAGGGCAACCUGCUAGCAAGCAGCACAUAAUUUCGGGCUACUGCAGCGACAACUCGCCCUUCAUUUCCCGGCUCGAUCGCUUCGCCACCUCCUUUGUGCCUGACGGUACCCUGCUGAUCUGCCACAACUACGACUCCCCCGGGAAGAUUGGCGUCGUGGGCAGCAUCCUCGGCCGAGAAGGUGUCAACAUCAACUUCAUGAGCGUGGCACCCGCAACGUUCUCCCAUACUGGGGCCACAAAGGGCCUCGCAGCACCCAAAGAGACGACCGAGGCGCUCAUGAUCCUGGGCGUGGACAAGGAGGUGGACGAGAACGUCAAGAGAGAGCUAGUGGGAGCAAAGGGCGUGCUGAGCGUCAGCAGCGUCACUCUUUAG